AUGAAGCAGCUCAGCGAUUUAUUGCAAGUUGUAGAAAGAGAGAAAGAGAUCAAUAGAAAGCAACUAAGCAAAGCCCUCAAGAGCGCGUUACUUGCGCUCGCCAAAAUCAAGGACACCCCUGACGAAGCCACCCUAGAAGAGAAGGUAGAUCGACUGCGCACAGAGACAGUGAAAGGAUAG
Messenger RNA from Verruconis gallopava, 180 nucleotides. RefSeq lists its product as uncharacterized. Gene Ontology annotation, biological process: regulation of termination of DNA-templated transcription. NCBI's taxonomy places the organism in Eukaryota, Fungi, Ascomycota, Dothideomycetes, Venturiales, Sympoventuriaceae. The coding region runs from base 1 to 180 and encodes 59 amino acids. Gene Ontology annotation, molecular function: DNA-binding transcription factor activity. The record is from RefSeq and is a predicted model, not a curated record. The transcript has a single exon.